AUGACCAGAGACGAAUACAGUGUUGUCGUUGAAAUGGACGAUGACACUCCGGUGUUAAGAGAAGAACUUGAGUUUCAAGAUUUUUCUUCUGGUUCAGGUGUUGGUGGAAAAAUAGCACAAGAUAAACAGCAAACAUCUAAUAAUAAUUCGGUGAUAUUUUUACUUUUCGUCACAUCAUCUAUUGCGGAAACAAUUGCAUCACUUAUUGAUAAAAAAGGCGAACAACAAUUUGAUUUUGCAAUUUUAUCAUUCGCAGUGGGCGCGAUUUAUUCAUAUGCAUUUGGAAUUCCACUUUUGGUCUGGAUCACUUUAAAAUAUUUUGGAUGUAAACCUUCAUUAAUGGGAAUUCUUGGAUUAUACGGAUAUGGAUUAACCGUUUGGAUUCCGAUAUCGGUCAUAUGUAUAGUUCCCAAUGAAAUUAUUCGAUGGACACUUGUCAUUGCUGGAUUUGCAAUUUCAGGUUUCUUUAAAACCAAAAACCUUUAUCCAGUUAUAUCAGCAGCAGAAGCAAAAACUUCUCGUUUAAUUCUUAUAUUUAUAUUAGGAGCACAUGCAGCAUUUGCACUUUUAUUAAAAUUUGAAUUUUUCUCAUAUACAACCCAUAAUAAUUAA
Messenger RNA from Diversispora eburnea, 612 nucleotides. The record is from the annotation of a GenBank genome assembly. Lineage: Eukaryota; Fungi; Glomeromycota; Glomeromycetes; Diversisporales; Diversisporaceae.